Acanthamoeba castellanii str. Neff is the source of this 210-nucleotide messenger RNA. RefSeq lists its product as uncharacterized. Gene Ontology annotation, molecular function: protein binding. The record is from RefSeq and is a predicted model, not a curated record. Bases 1 to 210 code for a protein of 69 amino acids. Lineage: Eukaryota; Discosea; Longamoebia; Acanthamoebidae. The transcript has 2 exons.
AUGGAAGCCGUGGAGGCAGUCCUGGUGGCGUCCGCCGUCUGCAGCGGGUGGCGCGAGGUGAUAAUCAAAGAGAACGCACUGUGGAAACGCCUGACUUUGGCACGGUGGCGCGUGUGGCAAGACCUCACGUGGCGAACACGGAGGGGCACGAACUGGCGCGCUGUGCACUUCCAGAGAGUGCGACGGGACAAGGAGGUGCGCACGCAAUAG